This is a messenger RNA of Triticum dicoccoides, 881 nucleotides long. Its product is annotated as 40S ribosomal protein S26-like. The coding region runs from base 1 to 651 and encodes 216 amino acids. Gene Ontology annotation, biological process: translation. The record is from RefSeq and is a predicted model, not a curated record. Lineage: Eukaryota; Viridiplantae; Streptophyta; Magnoliopsida; Poales; Poaceae. The transcript is spliced from 5 exons. Gene Ontology annotation, cellular component: cytosolic small ribosomal subunit; ribosome. Gene Ontology annotation, molecular function: mRNA binding; structural constituent of ribosome.
AUGAACAGCUCGGAUGCCAUUAGGUCCCGCCACUCACUAUAUAAAGACGAGACGACGGCUGGCUGGGGCAGAUCGAACCCUACAAGGGCCCGGAGACUUCGGAGCUCGGAGACGCCGCCGCCGACCACGCGCCGUACAUUUCGCCCGAGCGCCGUCGUCGCCGCCAUGACCUUCAAGCGCCGGAACGGCGGCCGCAACAAGCAUGGCCGCGGCCACGUCAGGUUCAUCCGCUGCGACAACUGCGCCAAGAGCGUCCCCAAGGACAAGGCGAUCAAGAGGUACAAGGUGCAGAACAUCGUGGCACCGGAAGGCAUCAGCUAUUUCACGGAGGCGUCCGUCCUUGAUGGUUACCAUCUGCCCAAGAUUUACAUCAAGGAGCGCUGGUGCGUGGGCUGCGCCAUCCAUAUGAAGAAAAUCGGUGUCCGCUCCCGUAAGGACCGCAAGAACCGCGCACCUCCGGAAAGCGUCCGCCGCAGGGGGCCAAGACCUGUGGGCCAAGCUCCUCGUCCUGGUGGCGUCGGCGGGGGUCCUGGUGGUGUCGGCGGAGGUUCUGGUGGUACUGGCGGUGGCUCCGGCGCCGGUGGUGCUGGUGGUGGUUUCGGCGCCAGUGCUCCAGCUCCCAACGUCGCUGGCGACUGGCCCCAGAAUUAGCUUCCUAGAGUGCUCUGUUUUUGAUCAGUCUAUCGUAAAAUCUAGCAUGAUGCCAGUAUGUUGUUCUGUCUAGGCUUACAUGGCCGUAUGGUUUCUUACUCGUUGCACUUUGACCGCCUAGAGUAAACCAUGUGUUUCUCUUUGGGCAUUUUCCUGGUAAACACUCAUGAGAGUCCAGGUACUGGAUGAGUUCUCUACUUUUGUUCAGUCUACUACGUAGAAGAUUCUGU